CAAUACCACCAUUUUUUAUGUGACAUUUACUUGGUACACAAAAAUAUUUUUCUAUCGCGGCGUUUAUUUAGAAAAUCUUUCAAAAUUUUUAAAUCCGACUAUAAAAAAAUGGUGAAGAGCACACCAAAAGAAACUGGCUUUGUAGUGGAAAAAAUUGUUGACAAACGAAUUACUCCGGAGGGUAAAGUUGAAUAUUUUAUCAAGUGGCGCGGUUAUCCUAACACGGAUAACACUUGGGAGCCGGAAGAGAAUUGCGAUUGUCCAAAACUAAUGCAGAAGUUCGAAGAAUCCAGAGCCAAAUCUAAGAAACGUGGUGAAAAGAAACCUAAGGUAGAGGAAAUACAAAAAUCCCGGGGUUAUGAAAGGGGUUUACCCAUAGAACAAAUUGUGGGAGCCACUGAUACAAAAGGUGACAUUUUCUACUUGGUGAAAUGGCAGUUUUGUGAUGAAUUCGAUUUAGUACCCGGUGCGGAGUUGAAGCAAAAGAAUCCAGAGUUUAUAAUCGACUUUUAUGAGAAACGCUCUAUUUAUCAACGAAAUAUAAAUGACCGUCUACUAGGUGUGCCGGAUGAAUUAAGAAUCUUAAAUGCAGAUGGAAAUAUGGGCUUAUCAAGCGUACCAACUAUAGCGGAUGCGGCUGCAGACACAGUAGAUAUUACCAUGCAACAAGAUUUAAAUGAAAGUGGAAACAGUGUCGACAGCAAUGCGGUUUCGUAUUCUAUACCAGUACCGGGUGUUGGUAACAUUGCCAUUGACGUGCCCAUUAUACAACCUGUUGUAUAAAUAUGUUCGUAUGAUUGAAAUGGACAUUUUUUCUUUUAAUUUCUAAUUCUUAAGUUUGGAAAUCCCAAAAAGCUUGUAUGAUAAAAAAUAAAAAAAAAUAUUGGCAUGUA
Messenger RNA from Calliphora vicina (urban bluebottle blowfly), 893 nucleotides. It is a transcript of the gene HP1c, whose product is annotated as Heterochromatin Protein 1c. Gene Ontology annotation, molecular function: chromatin binding. NCBI's taxonomy places the organism in Eukaryota, Metazoa, Arthropoda, Insecta, Diptera, Calliphoridae. The transcript has a single exon. Gene Ontology annotation, biological process: negative regulation of transcription by RNA polymerase II; chromatin organization. Gene Ontology annotation, cellular component: pericentric heterochromatin; nucleus. The record is from RefSeq and is a predicted model, not a curated record. Bases 109 to 783 code for a protein of 224 amino acids.